AAAUUCUACACAUUUACAUUUCUUUCGCCGCUCGAGCAGUGUUUCAGUGAUGUUUUACAAGAUAAGUCUAUUAGUGUAGUGAAAAUGUCCCCAAAGUGUCCAGUACCUCCGCUUCAAGAGAUAACCUUGUCUUUAGUCGCUAGGCAGCUCAUUCAUACGCUGUCCCAAGUCACUUCCGAAGAAGAUGUGGCACUAUCUUUCGCUAUGGUGUCCUCUUACUACGAGAACAUGGGAGCGACCAGUGACAUAUUCCAAGAUCUCAUGAAUUUGAUCCUCAAUGCAGAUUACUUGGAUCCCUCAAUAAGAUACUAUACGAUGCGUUUGCUCCUCAAAGAAAACGUAAAGAAUUUGACGACAGGAAUGUUCCCUUGUCCUUAUUAUAGAAAAGUCCUUGAAGUCAUCGAACAACAGGGCCGACAUUUGACUGCACUCAACCUCAAAGGAGUAUGGGUUAAGGACGAGCAGUUAUCGCUAAUGUAUCAGAUAAUCAAGAACCUAAAGCAUUUAACAGCGUUGAAUAUACCGUAUAUGGCCAACGAUGAAGUGCUGAAGUUUAUAGGCGAACACAACAGCGUCCUAAAACUGCUGGACGUAUCCGGCGAAACCGAUAUCACGGAGAUCGGAAUAGAUGCCAUGCUGUCCGGCAACCCGCAACUAGCGCAGAGUCUCUCCGUUGUUAAUAUAGGAAUGUAUGGCGAGGAGAACAUAGAUCAUACGGACGUAGCACUACUUAUAAGAAAACUACCGAAUCUAACCAACCUGGGCAGCUACUCGUUCGUCGGGAAAGCGUUAUACUCCGUGUACAAUAACGACUGCCCGCCUAAUUUUAAGACGAAGCUCCAGUAUGUUCACGAUAUUGGGACGAAUAUGAGGACGAUGAAGGCGAUAGUAGCAUUAUGUCCAAUGAUGGAGACGAUUUACUUGGAGGAACCCGACCAGGGUGUGCUCCAGUUAGUGAAAGAUUUAGGUACCAUAAAUAAGAUUAAGCUGAACAAAUUCCAGUGUCACGAACUCCACCAGCUGCUGGACAAAAUAGGUUAUAAGAUAGUGACGCUUAUGCUCUCCGGGUCUCAGGGUUCCUUCAACUUUACCAGGAUCGCAGAGACGUGUCAAAAUUUGGAGAGCCUGGAGUUCUAUCAGAUACAAACUGCGACGCACGAGGAAGAAAUUCCGUUUAAUAAGUUAGAGCAUAUCGAAAUUAUUCAAGGAAACCUAUCCGCUUCCUGUCUAAGGUAUCUGAUGACUGGAAGUCCAAAACUCAAGAAGAUCAUUAUAGGAGACGAAGUGAAAUUGGACGACCAGGAUAUGGCACGGAUGCUCCGUCGGUACAGAUUCGAGAAUUUAGAAGGUAUCUGGUUUCCCAACGCACCUCGGUUGAGCCGAGAUACCGUGGAACUGCUCAUGGACUGCUGUCCAAAACUCCAAAGCCUGGGUCAGCUGAGUGGAUGGAGGUUCACUCCAGAUGACAUGAUGCUCAUGCGAGCGAUCAUCGCUAGCACCAAUACAGACCUCGUGCUGUCACCGCUAGGCAUCUUCCAGCAGGGAACGUAAAUUCUUUAUUUAAAUUUAAGUUUUUGAAUACAGAAUGCAUUUUUUAUAUUUUUUUAUUGAUCGGAUUAGUAGGCACUAGGCAGAGGUGUAAAAAGUACUCGUUUGAAUUGAUUAAUUAGUAAUUUAUUUGUGUACAAGAAAUUAAGAAAUUAUUUAAUUUAAAUACAAUAUUAUGAGGAAA
Messenger RNA from Aricia agestis (brown argus), 1732 nucleotides. RefSeq lists its product as uncharacterized. NCBI's taxonomy places the organism in Eukaryota, Metazoa, Arthropoda, Insecta, Lepidoptera, Lycaenidae. The transcript is spliced from 2 exons. The coding region runs from base 85 to 1551 and encodes 488 amino acids. The record is from RefSeq and is a predicted model, not a curated record.